Molecule: messenger RNA, 1408 nt
Organism: Fusarium graminearum PH-1
Lineage: Eukaryota; Fungi; Ascomycota; Sordariomycetes; Hypocreales; Nectriaceae
Exons: 2
Coding region: 326-1408 (360 amino acids)
Biological process (GO): alcohol metabolic process
Molecular function (GO): alcohol dehydrogenase (NADP+) activity; zinc ion binding
Source: RefSeq, a predicted model, not a curated record
ACCCCCAAACAAACCCCCAAAAGUGGUCGCGCUCGAAUCAGAACCAACUGCAGUUACCUACUCUUAUUCAUGAUGGAGGGAGGAAGGAGGAAAGGAAGAAAGGAGGGGUUGACCAGGUUAUUUCAUCGCUCUUGCCCCUCAUUGCAACGCCAUGAGGGGUGAGCUUCCCAUCCAGUGGGGGUUCCUCCUUCCCAGGUUAUGAAGAGGAGAAACCACGAGGUUUAUAAAUCGUCAUGAUGCCCCAAUUGUGCCAUUAACUCUUACCUCGUCUGUUUCCCUCUUCUUUCCUCUCCAUAUACCCUCAUCUUAUAUACACCUAUACAUCAUGUCUGUCCCCGACAAGUUCCAGGGCUUCCAGUCCCCCAGCGCCGAGCACUGGACCGACUUCCAGAAGAACUCAUUCGAGCCUCGUCCCUUUGGUGAAUACGAUGUCGACAUCAAGGUUGAGUGCUGCGGUGUUUGCGCCAGUGAUCGCCACACCAUCAGCGGAGACUGGGGUGCCUGCCCUUACCCUCUUGCUGUCGGCCACGAGGUUGUCGGCAAGGUCCUCCGUGUAGGCGACAAGGUCACUCUCGCCAAGGUUGGAGACCGUGUCGGCGCCGGUGCCCAGGUUUGGUCCUGUAUGGACUGCCGUCAGUGCAAGAAUGACAACGAGACCUACUGCAAGGACCAGAUUGACGCCUAUGGCGCUGAUUACCUUGACACCGGAUUCAAGACCCAGGGUGGUUACUCUUCCCACAGCCGAGUGCAUGAGUACUGGGUCUACCCCAUCCCCGAGGCUCUGUCAAGCACCCAAGCUGCUCCCAUGCUCUGCGCCGGUAUCACCGUAUACAGCCCUCUGAAGCGUCUCGGCGCCGGUCCUGGAAAGAAGGUCGGUAUCGUCGGUAUCGGUGGUCUCGGUCACUACGGUGUCAUCUUCGCCAAGGCUCUGGGUGCCGAAGUCUGGGCCAUCUCCCGCUCGCGAGCCAAGGAGGAGGAUGCCCGCAAGAUGGGCGCCGACGGUUUCCUGGCCACGGGUGAGAAGAACUGGACCGAGGGCCACAAGAUGACAUUUGACAUCAUCAUCAACACCGCUACCUCGUUCGAUGGCUUCGCUCUCAGCGAGUACCUCAGCCUCCUCGAUAUUCACGGCCACUGGAACUCGGUCGGUCUGCCUGGUGGCGACGGAAUCGAGAUCCGCAACCAGGACUUUAUUACCAACGGUUGCUACAUCGGCACGUCUCACUUGGGAAGCCGACGUGAGAUGCUCGAGAUGCUUCAGCUCGCUGCUGACAAGGGUCUCAAGUCAUGGAUUGAGGAGAUCCCCAUCUCCACCAAGGGUCUUCAGCAGGCCAUGCAGGCUUUGGAGAAGAGCUCUGUUCGUUACCGAUCUUGCAUGACAAACUACGAUGAGGCCUUUGGUGCUUGA